Molecule: messenger RNA, 4043 nt
Organism: Stegastes partitus (bicolor damselfish)
Lineage: Eukaryota; Metazoa; Chordata; Actinopteri; Pomacentridae
Gene: slf1
Product: SMC5-SMC6 complex localization factor 1
Exons: 18
Coding region: 88-2745 (885 amino acids)
Biological process (GO): positive regulation of double-strand break repair; DNA damage response; protein localization to site of double-strand break
Cellular component (GO): nucleus; site of double-strand break
Molecular function (GO): protein binding
Source: RefSeq, a predicted model, not a curated record
CCCACGUUGUUGGAUGUCACUGUCAGAGUUUGGGCGCGCCUUAACUGGGAGUCAUCAUCGGUGGUAUGAGAAAGUUUGUUCCUCAGGAUGGAGAGCUGCACACAUGUUUUCCAGAUCUCUGGGAUCAAAACCCGAGAUAAGAAGAGAGCUCUGGUGCAGGGAAUCCAACAGCUGGGUGGGAAAUACAUAGGUGGCUCAGUAUAUCAGCACUCCAGCACCCACCUCAUUAUCCCUCAGGUUUUGUCCAGUGAGAAGUUUCUGGCAGCCUGUGCUGCAGGAAAGUGGGUUGUGACUCCGGACUACGUAUUGGAUAGUGUUAAGAAUGGUUCCUGGCUGGCAGAGAAACCCUAUGAGGUGACCAUUUCCACCAGUUCCACUGCUGCCUUCUACCCUGUCAGACAAUGGAGGGAGAAGGUGUCCAGUGGGAGACUAACAGGGGCCUUCCAGGGCUGGAGGGUUCUCCUGAUGGUGCAAGAGCCCACAAGGAGAGCCAUGUUCAAACGGUUGCUGAAAGCAGGGAAGGCCAAAGUCUACCACUGCCCUCUCCCCUCCCAUGCCUCCAUCACUCAUGUUAUGGCUAAACCGGUCACAGAGAAUUCAAAAUCGCACAACGCUCCUUGUUACCCAGUGAGCCACAUAGUCCAGCACCUCUUUGGGCGCAAUCAUGUGGACAUGAAUUUCAGCAUAACAGAGGAUCACCCAGCAGAGACGAAGGCCAGAUUUGUUGAUGUUGACUUCUCGAAUUUGGAGGCAGAGCUCAAGAACUAUGUCAUCAAACAGGAGGGCCGGCCAAGACUGUGCUUCCUUGAAUUUCUGGGUUACCAUGACCCCUAUCGUCCCCAGUCACAGGCAACAGAAACAGAUUUCAGCAACGUUGGUAGCAUGAUAGAGUGCGGUCUCUUCAUUGAAGCCUUGGACUCAAUCAGAAGCACCGUGUUCCCAGGCCUGCUGCCACCAGCUCCGUACCUGAUCUCCCUCUUAGAGUAUGCGCAGCAGGGUACCGCCACAUCUGUCUUCCUGAGGAAUUUCCAGCAGGUCAUGGAUAGCCUGCUCCUUACCAACCCUCCAUGGUUGGCUCCCAGCACAGUGAAAAAAUAUUUUACUCAAGUGUUGCAGUGUCCUCAGUGUAAAAGGGGCUUGUGGCCUUUUCUAGAGACCGCCAUCAGGUACUGCCUGUCCAGCGAGGUCACCUGUCAUCCGCUCCCUGGACCUGCCUUGCCAACACUGUUACAUUUCCAUUGUGACAUUCUGGCACUUUUCCUCAAGCUCUUCCAGGGGGAGCUCCACUCCGUCACCGCCGGAGAUUUCAUGGUGCUGCAGGGAACAAGAAUCUCUCCAGCAUCAGCAUCAGGCUCUUUGCUGUACGGAACCUUCUGGACUGUGUGGGAGCGCUCAACCCUGUUGUCGUCUGCUGUGAAACAGCUAACUCAGCUCUUGGUCCAGGCUGCCAUGGAGGACUAUGCUGAGAGGGAUGAGAAGCAGAAGCUGCAUUUGGCCGACACCCUGCUGGACCUCCUGUCUGUGCUGGUGGAGUUCUGGUGUCAGCAACACUUCAAACUGAACCAGAUCCUCGUGGAAAAAGGCCUGAAAGACCUCUCAGAACACCUCGCUGUUAUAAGCCAGGAUGCAUCUCCAGUUGUUUUGGUUGAACUGGUUGUCAGAGUUCGCUCUACCAGGCUUAAGCUGAUGAUGGCUGAUGCCAUAUUCAGGAAUCUCUGUUGCAGAAAUGGAGUUACUGUGGAAGAUGUACCACUGUCUCUUAAGAAAAUGGUGCUUUCCUACCUGCCUGUUCUGGGAAGUUUAGCUCAGAGUCCCAGUGGUACUCGCCUCAGGACUGGACCCACCUCGCACAGCUGCACUAGUCAGGGGACCAGCUGCAGAACUCAGAACUCUUUGGUGAAUGAAACGAGCCCGGAGAAAGAGAACAUCCCAAGAGGUUUGAACAGAGUCAACGCAGCAGGAGAGACCCUCCUCCACAGAGCUUGCAAGAGGAACCAAGUGGAAACGGUGCUACAGAUCCUGGCGCUUCCUGGCACAGACGUCAAUGUUAAAGAUCAUGCAGGCUGGACACCUCUGCAUGAAGCGUGCAACCAUGGCAGCACCGAGUGUGUGGAAGCUUUGCUGCAGCACUAUCCUGCCCCUGUGCUUAAUAACCAGGUGGGUGGAGUGAGCCCACUGCACGAUGCCCUGCUAAAUGGACACAUGGACAUUGCCAAAAUGCUGCUGGAACACGCAGGCUCCGUUCUCCUCCGGCAGACUGAUAACGACGGUCGGUUUCCGCUGGAUCUGGUCUCGGCAUCGAGUCAGAGGGAGGAGCUCCUGCACAGCGCGCAGGUCGGAGACUCCACCCGGAAAAACAAAGCGACUGAGGUUUUGAAUCUUCCCCUUCUGGAGGCCGGAUCCUCUCUGCUGGCCCACCUCAUUUUCUCCUACCAGCAGGAGAGGGGCUUGCCUGGUCACACGCAACCCAGCGACAAGCCCCGCAGCCUGGUCUACAAGAUGGUCAGGGCCCUCGAGACGCACUCCUUCCAAAAAGUGACUUUGGGCUGGACGGACCAGCGGGCAGCGAGGAUGGUGGAAGACGUGGAGACACUGUUGGAGCUCAGCCAAGGGAAGUACCAGGAGCAGGUGUCACAAGCUGUCAAAGAGUGUAAAGGAGAGAACACACUGUUCCUGAUGGAAAUACUGGAGGAUCUGAGGUCUCGAGGAGAAGCACUAGUAGCUUGUGAUGACACAUUCAGAUAAAGACUUGAAUGCACGACCUAUGUUUGAAUGUAAACAGAAUGGAAACUGCAUGAUUGUUGUAUGGUCACAUAGAGUUCACUAAGGCCUUAAAAUAUCCACGCAGGCAACAAAACACCUUCUGGCCCUCUGUGGAUGUAGAAUCAUAUAGAAGUUAGCUGUAUGUUCAUUUCUAAAAAGAUACCGUUUUAUGCUCAUACCGAAAGGGUUCAGUCAUAUUCUGUCACCUUAUUCUGGUUUGACAUGUUUUGCACUUGGCAAAUGUUUCUGAAAUGGAAAAGUAUGUUUAUGUUUAUUGGUUGCAUGUUUUUUUAUGGUUACAUUUCACUGUAGACUGUUACUACCUCACACUUGACUUUUCUAUAACUAGUUCAAGUUUAAAGAUACUUUUUUUUUUUCAUUUUUUUAUGACUACUAUUUAUGACAAAAUAAACGAAAACACAUUAGUUACCUCUUGCACUCCCUGCUAUGGUUUCAAGCAAUUCUGACAGCAUUAACUCCACAGUCAUCUAGUGUUUUAUUAAAAAAAAAAAAGAGAAGUCAGCAGAAAAUGGCCACGGCAGUGUAACGCUGAACGUUGCUCUGACAGAUGGGGUGCCUUUAUGUGGUGGCCACGGAGAAAAAGAAACCAGUUCUCCGGUAAUCCCGGUCUGAAAUGGUGAUGUGCACUCUGGGUCUCGGCAACAGUGAAGAAUGAGCCACUUCACGAAGCUGAACACGAACGGAGAGCGGGGCUUAGGCCGACGUGUUGGCGUGGGACGAGUGGGUAGCGGAGCAAAGGACGCGAGCAGAGAGAGCUCUGAACCUGAAACGGAGGCGUCUAAGACUGAAACGAAUUGCCUUAAAUUACAUUUAUGUGUCGCUACCAGUGUUGCCUUAAAUACGAUGCAGAAAAAACAUUAUCCAGACAUUCUGAAGAUGAUAAAAAAUAUUUAAUCUUGUUGUUUUUUUUUUCAAAAUAAGUAACAUACAUCAGAUGCAUUUCAUUAUUCAAAUCCGAGAUAUACAUCAUGUUUUCUUUUGCCCCUCCUGACCCAAAGCCAGUCUCAUCUCCUACAGCGGUCCUGUCCGGAAAUGUCAUAGGUCAGAACUGGGCACAUGAAGGUGAUGUCACAGGCAGGCAACAUUGCAGGCGGAAAAGACAGAUCUUAGAAAAUGAGGCAGGCAUACACCUACUUUACAAUAUCAUCACCAGACCAUCAACAGGCAUACUGUAUAAAAUACAACCAUAAAUGAAUAAGUACUUAGCUAUGUACAGUAUCAUUUAAAAAAUAAAUAGUCUCAUUUCAACUUGGUGCAAA